Molecule: messenger RNA, 1389 nt
Organism: Chiloscyllium plagiosum (whitespotted bambooshark)
Lineage: Eukaryota; Metazoa; Chordata; Chondrichthyes; Orectolobiformes; Hemiscylliidae
Product: histone H2B type 1-O-like
Cellular component (GO): nucleosome
Molecular function (GO): structural constituent of chromatin; protein heterodimerization activity; DNA binding
Source: RefSeq, a predicted model, not a curated record
GGCGCUAUGGCUGAUGAAAAGAAAGCACAGCAAGCUUCCAAGAAGGGCGCGAAGAAAAUCAUCAAGAAGGCGCCAGCGAAGGGCGGUAAGAAGAGGAGGCGGACCAGGAAAGAAAGUUAUUCCAUCUACAUCUACAAAGUGAUGAAGCAGGUUCACCCCGACACCGGCAUCUCCUCCAAGGCCAUGAGCAUCAUGAACUCGUUCGUCAGCGAUAUUUUCGAGCGCAUCGCGGGGGAGGCUUCCCGCCUGGCCCAUUACAACAAGCGCAGCACCAUCAGCUCCCGGGAGAUCCAGACCGCCGUGCGGCUGCUGCUGCCCGGGGAGCUGGCCAAGCACGCCGUGUCGGAGGGUACAAAGGCGGUGACCAAGUACACCAGCUCCAAGUGAAGGACCGCAUUGCAUUAAGACCAACACAUCCACAACCCAAAGGCUCUUCUAAGAGCCACCCACAACUUUCCUGAGACAACGGAACCAAUUCUUUAAGGGUUUGUUUUAGUUUGCAUGUUAUUCAUGUUGAGAUGUUUUAAAUUUUCGUCCUACAUUCACUUUUAUGGUUGCUUUGCAAUUGGAUAUUUUUGACGAGGCGUUUUUAGUCACGUUUGAUUUUAUCAGUACUUUGCAAAUUAAACAGUCCCUUCUCGGUCUGUAGCGAGAGCAGAUUACGCGUAAGGGUCAUUUUUCAUCUCAUUUGUUCAACUUCCUAAAAACCCUGGUGGAAUGUUAAGUUUUCACCUUGGCAAACCAAACGAAAGUGCCCACAGCUUUCAGUCUCACAGAUUGAUGUAUUUUACCCUUUUUUAACAUUGCCAAAGCGCGGGUUUAAUCCGAUUUUUCAGAAUGCAAAAAGUAAAGCACUUUCUGCUGUCGGGGAGAGGCUUUCAAAGUGAACCGAGAAAACACCAAAACAGCUGCCGCACUGAAAUGUGAAAUUUGGUUUUUGCUGAAUCUGAUCGAGAGCGACGAGGGAGGGCGAUUUUAAAAUAUCGACCAAACACCGUGUUCGCCAUUGACACGGAGCUGGAAGAACGUUGUGUGCCGCGUUAUCAACGUGCCGGGGUGCAACUGAAAUGUGAAAAGACAGUGUAUAGCCUGUUUUGUUUCAGCUCGUCACAAGGGUUAGAAAAUUGCCCAUUCUCAAGAUCAGAAAUGGAAAGAUGGAGGUGGGCAAAUGAGGGAGAGACAGAUCGUGUCACGGAUACAUUCAUAAAUAAAAGUAAAUUAGCAUACGAGUAGUAAGUGUUUUUAUACGUCCUCGGGUUUUUUUUUUGGUAUUUCAUUUUUCAAUCUAAAACCUCUUCCUUUGUAAAGUGGCGGGCUUUUCAAAAUGGAAAAAAGCGGUUGAUGAUUUGCCAUGUCCUGUCCGGAUUGGGGACUGAGGCACAUAUCAGA